Messenger RNA from Scleropages formosus (Asian bonytongue), 3757 nucleotides. It is a transcript of the gene celf6, whose product is annotated as CUGBP Elav-like family member 6. Bases 312 to 1784 code for a protein of 490 amino acids. The transcript is spliced from 13 exons. Gene Ontology annotation, molecular function: RNA binding. The record is from RefSeq and is a predicted model, not a curated record. NCBI's taxonomy places the organism in Eukaryota, Metazoa, Chordata, Actinopteri, Osteoglossiformes, Osteoglossidae.
CUGACACGGGGAGAAAGAAACAGAUUGAGAACAAGGAGAGGGAUGACAAUAUAUGGAGAUAAAUAAGACGGAAUCAAAACAAUAGAGCACUGACUGAGCGGGUGGGAGAGAGACAGAGAAAUAUUUAUAUAUAUAGAUAUCUUACGGAGAGAGAGAGAGGGAGGGAGAGAGAGGGAGAGACAAGAGUAGGGGCGCACGAGAAAGAAAGAGAUAGUGAAGGCGGAGUGUGUGCUGGAUAGAGGGAGAGAGGGAGAGAGAGGAGAGAGAGGGGAGAGAGAGCGAGAGAGAAGCAGUCGCUCCACCGAGGAAAGAUGGCUACAGUGGCGGCGAACGGGGUGCAGCAGGAGAAUGGAUUCAGCACCACGAACAGCGGAGGCAGGAUGAACGGACUCUCCCUCGGCCAGAACACGAUCCCCAUGAAGGACCACGACGCCAUCAAGCUCUUCAUCGGCCAGAUCCCCCGGAAUCUGGAGGAGAAGGAUCUGAAACCCCUAUUUGAGGAAUUCGGCAAGAUUUACGAGCUCACCGUGCUGAAAGACCGGUUCACCGGGAUGCAUAAAGGAUGUGCCUUUCUCACGUACUGUGCCAGGGAAUCGGCGCUGAAGGCCCAGAGUGCCCUGCACGAGCAGAAGACCCUGCCUGGGAUGAACCGGCCCAUCCAGGUGAAACCAGCUGACAGCGAAGGACGAGGAGAAGACAGGAAGCUCUUCGUGGGCAUGCUGGGCAAGCAGCAGAGCGAAGAUGACGUGCGGCGGCUGUUCGAGAGCUUCGGCCAGAUCGAGGAGUGCACCAUCCUGAGAGGGCCUGAUGGGGCCAGUAAGGGCUGUGCCUUUGUCAAGUUCUCCAGCCACGCCGAAGCACAGGCAGCCAUCAACACCCUGCACGGUGGACAGACCAUGCCGGGUGCCUCCUCCAGUCUGGUGGUGAAGUUUGCUGACACAGACAAGGAACGCACUUUACGGAGGAUGCAUCAGAUGGCUGGUCAACUUGGGAUCUUCAGUCCCAUGACCAUCCAGUUCGGCGCUUACGGAGCUUACACCCAUGCUGUAAGUGAUAGUUUCUCCUGGCAGCAAAUGAUGCAACAACAAGCUGCCCUCAUGGCUGCCACCCAGGGCUCCUACCUGAACCCUAUGGCAGCCAUCGCUGCAGCGCAAAUGCAGCACAUGGCAGCAUUCAACGUCAACGGCCUCGUCGCAGCUCCCAUGACUCCCUCCUCAGGCACCAGCACCCCCCCAGGAAUCAGUGCAGCGGCCGUGCCCAGCAUCGCCACUCCGCUUGGUGUGAAUGGGUUCAGUGCCCUCCCACCUCAGAGUAAUGGCCAGCCUGCCUCCGAGCCCAUCUACACCAAUGGAAUUCACCCUUACCCAGCACAAAGUCCAACAGUGGCCGACCCACUCCAGCAGGCCUAUGCGGGGGUGCAGCAUUACGCAGCAGCCUACCCAGCCGCCUAUGCGCCAAUCAGCCAAGCGUUUCCACAGCAACCAGCCAUCAUUCCCCAGCAACAAAGAGAAGGACCAGAGGGCUGCAACCUUUUUAUUUACCACCUUCCCCAGGAGUUUGGUGACGCUGAGCUCAUGCAGAUGUUCCUGCCUUUCGGCAACGUCAUCUCUGCCAAAGUUUUUGUGGACCGGGCGACCAACCAGAGCAAAUGUUUUGGCUUUGUGAGUUUUGACAACCCGUCCAGUGCCCAAGCUGCCAUCCAAGCCAUGAAUGGCUUCCAGAUCGGCAUGAAGAGGCUGAAGGUGCAGCUCAAGCGGCCGAAGGAUGCCAACCGGCCUUACUGACACUGCUGCCAUCCGCACCAGGAUGAAGGGCCCCAGAACCUUAUUUCCACAAGUGCAGUAUAAGUACAAAGACUUCUCGCUCUGCUACAUAUCACGAAUGAACGCUGGUCCCUUGGUUAUUCAGGAAAGGAACGGAGGAAUUGAGAAACCGGGAAAAGGAACCAGGCUUUUCUUUUUUCCUACCUGAUUUUUGCUUUUUUUUCCCUCUUUGUCCCCAUCCCUGUUUUCUGCUUUGGCGUGUAUGGAGGAGAGGUUUGCCGAGGAUGAGGACGUUCUGCUGCUGUUUUUCAAAACUGGAUGGAACACCGUGAAACAUGCAUUGUGCUCAUGGCAUGCCUAUUGAUGCACUCACGCAUAUACACACAUGCAGAUAUGUACACUUAUACACACACACACACACACACAUACACACAUACACAUACACGCACACAUGCACACACACUCCAGCCGGCUGGCUUUUUGGUUUUUGUGCCUACACAGGUAUUUGAGAGCCCUGGCUGCAGGAUUAGCAGGGCAAGUUUUGGAAAAAAUGGACAUAGAAGAGGAGAAUCCAGGAUUAUUUACACGCAUCAUUCCUUAGAAAAUAGGGACCAAAGGACUAAAUGCUUUUUAAAAGAAUAUAUAUAAAAUAUAUAUAUAUUUAAAAAACUGUCUUACCUUGUAGCUGGAAGUAUUAAAACUUAAUAGUAGCUAGAAGAUAUACAUCAUUAAAUCAGUAUCCAGUGGCCUAAAUAUGGAUUAAAGAAAAAAGAUACAUAAAAAGUAAGAAAAAAAAAUGUAAUGUACAAUAGGGGGCCGAGAGAUAAAAAUGAUUUGUUCUGGUAGCGACUUGCUGUAACCGAUAGUUUAGCACAGUAGACUAGAAGAGUAGAUUUGCAAAUUUCUGGCUUUUUUUUGUUUUAAGAAAAAAGUCUCGAACUUGUGAAUGAAGGUGGGGCAGGAGGUGGGGACAUUCAGUGACCUUUUCCACUGUCCCUACAAGAGCUGUGUCUCUGCACAGGACGUAAAGUUUGGCCACUGGAUACCAUGUUCAUCCCGAUGUUCAUUUCACUGCAGCUUUCCGCCUGACAGCUACCGAGAGGACAAACGGGAGAAGGAGCAAGAUCUCAAGCGGCCGGUGCGCAGAACUCGGCGGCUUCCCACAUAGCUUUGUGUUCAAGUGACAAUCUAUCGAGAAGACCAAGUGAAAAUGGCAUGGUGUUCUUUUCCUUCUUUUUUAACGCUUUCUUUUUUUACUACGACAGGGAACGUGCUGUCAUGAAAUGUAUUUAAAAAAAAAGAACAGAUUUUGCAAAGGAGUUCGUGGACAAUGAGGAGAGAAGUGUGAGUGUAGGAGUGACUCGAUAGCUACUGCAACUGCCAAACGAGGGGACUCUGGACAUGGAUCAAAACAGCUUGGCUGGCACCGUGUUUCCCGUCACAUUCCCCAGCUACGCAAGGUGAAAGCAGAAUGUCUGCGCCGCUGAAACGGAAUGGGACUUUGGCCGAGCUGUUUGGGCUCCAGAGCACUGCUCUGAGACUGAGCUCUGCAAAAUAAAUGCAUAUCUGCUGUAGGUGUGAAUGCGAUGCGUCAUCAAACCAACUGCAAAAAUGCCUACGUUGACCUCUGUCUGUCAGACGAUGGACUGAGAGAACCUAAACAAUGGCUGUAGGUGACAAAGAAAUGACUGACAGCCUUUAGUACUAAUAUCGCUUUGUCAUUAUAUUAUAGGAAAUGGGGGCCAGAAUAUGUUCCCUGACCAGCUUUCCUCACAUUUUCUAUAAUGAGCCUGUGGACCGACCUUCUCUCACUGCAUGAUGCAGAUAUAACUCCAGCCUUCUGUAAAUCUAGGCCAUUCCAAAGCUGAGGGGCAGGCAACAGCUCUACUCUGCCAUAUAUCUAUCACAAACAGUGGUCGCCAGCCAACAUAGGCGUUGUCUUUCGUAGCAGCCUGGUAACAUUGCAUUGACAUUACAUAAAUGUGACAAUGAUA